UCACUGCUGAUACAACGCCCACAUCUCGAUGUCGGUGGCGGUGAAAGAGAUGCUGCCCGCCAAAGUGCCCUUGCCCUCACGCUCCUCCGGCCCUCGGUACCCCUGCGGCAACCACUCCUUACUCACCCACACGUUGCAACGAUGGAGGUUCUUUUCUCGGCCGCCACUGACGCUGUGCCCCAGCCAGAUACAGCCCACCCCGUCCCCCACAUUGAUGGCCAGACUGCCAUUGGCCUGAUCGGUGGAUGGCACCACCGCCUCGCUCCCUGCGAUGAACACAGCCUGGUCGCCUGCAGGUAGGGGUAUCUUGGUGGGAGUUUCGAAGGCGCCGCUGAUGCUGUAGAGCGACACGGGGCAGCUGGUGAUCGUGUAUGAUGUGUUCGUCCGGCUGUGUGAGGGAGCCCUCGAUGGUAAUGGCGAGGAGGUGGCUCUCGCCGUGGCGAAUGAGGAUGAGCGGGCGGCCGUCUUGUCGCUUGAGGAACUGUCGAUACUGCCAGCCGUGACGUGACGCCCUGAAUGAAGGAAAGAAGGCGCAUGUCAGUCAUGUGUGGUGUGUUGUGGUCUCAGCACGUACUCACUUGUAUCGCAGGCUCAUGCUGCUGAAGUAUGUGAAGCCGUUGAGCCGUCAACCAACGGCGCGUAUGUCACUAUGUUGGGAUCCUGUGUGUAACACAACAACACAUGUAUGUGCACAUGCAUGACGCACACACCCUUGUCUGUCUGUCUGUCUGUCUGUCUGUCGCAUCUCCCUCACCGAUCCCUCCCUGCACAGUUGAGAUGCGAUGCGCUUCAGCUUCACACACGAGCUCUGCACACACGACACACACCACAAAUAAAUGAGAUGCCCCACAUGGAGUCAAAGCACACAAUCAAUGAGAGUCCUUACACAGGGGAGUAUGGCGAGAUUUCUGUACAUUCGACGCUGCAUGAGGUACAUCUGCCGUCCUAGGUUCCCCGUCUUCGACGCCAGCUCUUGUUCGUCAUCAUGCAGAUCGACUUGGAUGCGCGUCAUGUGAUCGUCCUGGGCCUGCUGCUCUCCCUGCAGCUCACCGAUGAGCAAACCAUAGCUCUGCAAGCAAACAGACAGCAGGAGUGUGGUCACCGAUCGCAUCCAUCCAUCCAUCCAUCCAUCUGGACAUACUUACCUGUACUUGUUGCUUGAGUGCCUCCGUCUCUUGCUCAAGUGCCUGCCGAGCAGCGGUCUCGCGGUCCAGCUCCCUCUUCAACAACCCAGCCACCUGCACACAUACACACACACACCACUGCACCGUAGACACUGUUGGUCGGUGCACCAAAGUACCAUGGUCGUAUGGUCGAGGGCUGCCUGCUGCCGCUCGAGCCGGUCCUGCAUGCGACUCAGCCGCUUGUGAUACGCCGCCUCCGCCGCGACCAUAUCUACAAUCCUCUGCAUACAAUGAAUGGAUCAGAAGCACACAUGACUCCUGACAUCCAUCCAUCCAUCCAUCCAUCCAUCCAUCGAUUCACCUGCUGCACCUGGCCCAGCGCCUGCUGGAUGUCAGCCAUGCUCAGGCCAUCACAAUCACCACCCUGCCAUGAGGGAACCAAAACGGGGAGGCCAUGUGUCCCUCUUCUGUCGGCCGCCGUCGUUUUCUCUUGCUUGUAUGCUUACCGCAGCUGUUGUCGAUUGACAUCCGGACCCCAUGCCGCUCUCCUCCACUGCCUUCGCCGCAGAUGCACCGAAAGCCAACCGAUCCGAUCCGGCGCAGGAUGAGCGUGCAGCCUCGUGCCUGUGCGCCGCAUCCAU
Molecule: messenger RNA, 1765 nt
Organism: Vitrella brassicaformis
Lineage: Eukaryota; Vitrellaceae
Source: the annotation of a GenBank genome assembly